Molecule: messenger RNA, 2074 nt
Organism: Polyodon spathula (Mississippi paddlefish)
Lineage: Eukaryota; Metazoa; Chordata; Actinopteri; Acipenseriformes; Polyodontidae
Gene: copz2
Product: COPI coat complex subunit zeta 2
Exons: 9
Coding region: 87-623 (178 amino acids)
Biological process (GO): retrograde vesicle-mediated transport, Golgi to endoplasmic reticulum; intra-Golgi vesicle-mediated transport; intracellular protein transport
Cellular component (GO): COPI vesicle coat
Source: RefSeq, a predicted model, not a curated record
AGUCACCGGGGAGCCGAGAGGUUGUGUUAAAAAUGACAGCUCGAGUUUGUCCACGUCAACAGCACUGAGCUACUUUAGCUACCACCAUGGAAUCUGGAGCUCCGGAACCCUCGCUUUACACAGUCAAAGCACUUUUCAUACUGGACAAUGAUGACAACAGGCUGCUUGCAAAGUACUACGAUCCUAAGCUGUAUCCUUCCAUGAAAGAACAGAGGAAUUUCGAGAAGCACGUCUUCAACAAAACACACAAAACUGACAGUGAGAUUGCAUUUUUGGAGGGGAUGACAAUUGUUUAUAAAAGCAGCAUUGACCUCUUUUUGUAUGUCGUGGGGAGCGCCAACGAAAACGAGCUGAUGUUGAUGACCGUCCUCAACUGUCUGUCCGAGUCUCUGAACCUGAUGUUACGGAAGAACGUGGAGAAGCGCUCCCUGGUAGAAAAUCUGGAUGGUGUGUUCCUGGUGGUGGACGAGAUCGUGGAUGGAGGUGUGAUCCUGGAGAGUGACCCUCAGCAGGUCAUCCAGAAGGUGAAUUUCAAGGGUGAUGAUAGCCCCCUAUCGGAGCAGAGCGUGGCUCAGGUGUUGCAAUCGGCAAAGGAACAGAUCAAGUGGUCGAUACUCAAGUAGAAGACCACUCUUUAACCCAGCAGCCCCUGCAGGACCAUGCAGCGUGUUUAAUAGAAUUAAAAAAAAAAAAAUUGGUAAAUUAGUGAAAGCAAUAUCAUUUUCUUACAGCUUCGGCUGGUUCUCUUGGGCAAACUCAAUUCCUGGCUGCGAGUUCUCCUUUGGGGUUUUUUUUCCCCUUAUAUACCAAUUAUUAAGAAAAUACAAUUUUAAAUAGAAUUAUUUACUCGAAAAUGCAGGUAUAUUUUAUAAUAUUUUAUAGAAUUCAUUAAAACAGGAAAACCCUGCCAAGUUCUUAUCUAUUCCUCCGGGAUAUGCACAUUUCAACAUUGCAAAAGACACACUGAGAUAUCGACUUGAACUUAGUCAGUGUAAAAACCUUUUAACUGUAAGCGCAUUCAUCAGAGCAGCGUUGUAUAUCGAUCUCUCCCGGGGGGAUUGCGUGGGCUUGCAUAUAAAGAGCAGUGUAUUAGUUAUUGUACAUUAAACUGUAUUGAUGCAUUUAUUUUUUAUUGUGCAAGGCCGUUGCUUGUUACUGAACAGAAAAAUAAAUCAAGUCUAUCAAGCUUUAAAAAAUGAACAAAUAAAAACAUUACCAAAGCCGUACAAAAUAAAAGUUUAACACAUUGUAUAGCAUAACCCUAAGAAUAUGAAGAAAACUCUGACGGCUUCUAUAGCCUGUAUUUGGAAUAUACAGAUUUAUUUUCGUUUUUUACCUAGGAAUGUUCACGCCUUCUGUCAGUCUGAGCGAAGCGGAGUUUCCGCGGAAUUCCAGACUGGAAUUUGCACAACCCGUAGAAUUCGCAAAUAAUAUUGAGCCCAUGAGAUACUGCAGAAUAAUACCGUGUGUUUUGUUUGUUUUGGGUUUUUUGUAGGGAUAUUGCGUUCAGUAUAUACAGCGAGCGCCUGUUUUGUAGUUUGUUAAGAAUGCGUCACAGCACACAAACACCGGGGUGAGAAAGUUACACUGACCUAUUUACAGCGUUAAUAUCACGAGUGUGUUGACAUAUGCCGCAGAGAGGGUAAAAUAUAGUCCAUUUAAAAACUGUUAUUUGUUUUUUUUUAUUAUUAUUAUUAUUAUUAUUAUUAUUUGUUGCAGUUUCAUUUGAGUUAUGUUAGUGUUUCUAUGACAUUAUUAUACAGCACCGCCGCACAGAUGAAAACAACAUAAAAACAUAAUUUUAAAAAGUAAUAAGUGUGCAAAUGUCUAAUAGGUUGAUUGCAAUACGCUUAGAGGUGAAAACACACGAACCAGCAGAAUCCCAAACACAAUGUUUGUAAGAGGAGCGUCAGGCGGAAUAUUUCAUGCAGGCUACUGUGUUACAGGCGUGUGAUUUAGUGCAAAACAAGGUUUUCGUUUGUAUUUUAUUUAUUUUUUAAUGAAAGCCAAUAUUGAUUACAAUGUGAAUAAAUACUGUAUCGAUAAUUAUUAAUAAAUAUCGUAUUUAUUAUAA